Messenger RNA from Vitis riparia (riverbank grape), 1982 nucleotides. RefSeq names its product spastin. Gene Ontology annotation, molecular function: ATP binding; ATP hydrolysis activity. Gene Ontology annotation, cellular component: microtubule cytoskeleton. The transcript has 14 exons. Lineage: Eukaryota; Viridiplantae; Streptophyta; Magnoliopsida; Vitales; Vitaceae. The record is from RefSeq and is a predicted model, not a curated record. The coding region runs from base 206 to 1681 and encodes 491 amino acids.
CUUUCUUUUGCUACCUCCAGAACAUCAGGCGGGCAUUUCUCCAAUAACGUGUUUGGAUCUAUCCUGGAGGGAGUAAAGCAAUGGUCUGAUAAAAACUGAUGAAAAUCCAGCCAGGCUUUUUCUCAGGACUGAUUUCGUAGUUUUCACUUUCAGGGAAUCCCAGUGAUCAAAGCGCUGGAAAAUUCUCACGUUUCUGGAAAAUGUCAUGAGUUUCCUCAAAGGCAUCAUUGAUUCUCUGGGCUCCAUCUUCUCUGAUUCUACUUCUCCGGACGAGGCUCAGUCAAGCCCUAAUUUUUCCGAUAAUCGGGCGAUGGACGGCGUCGUCGGAACUGGCGUUUCGAACCAGCGGAUUGCGUAUAAGCUAAAAGGCUAUUACGAUUUGGCGACGGAGGAAAUUGCCAAGGCUGUUAGGGCAGAAGAGUGGGGUUUGGUCGAUGAUGCAAUUGUUCAUUACAAGAAUGCGCAGCGUAUAUUGAUCGAAGCCAGUUCGACUAGUACACCUUCUUUUAUCAGUUCUAGUGAACAAGAGAAGGUGAAAUCUUAUCGUCAAAAGAUAUCAAAAUGGCAGGGUCAAGUUGCAGAGAGACUUGAAAUUUUAAUCAGGCGAGCAGGUGGCACAUCCACAAACAAGAACACCUUAGCUGACACAAAAACUGCUACAACUUCUUCAACAAAAUCUAAUGCUAGAACAGAUGUAUUACAAAAGUCUCCACUUACCAAUAGGCGCAGCCCCAUUAUGAGGAGUCAGUCAGAUAAAGUUGUAAGCUCAAAACCUGUACAAGAAUCUGGUCCUGGCUAUGAUGCAAAAUUGGUUGAAAUGAUAAACACUGUGAUUGUGGACAGAAGUCCUUCUGUUAAAUGGGAUGAUGUUGCUGGUCUUGAAAAGGCAAAGCAGGCAUUAUUGGAAAUGGUUAUUCUACCAACUAAAAGAAAAGACCUGUUCACUGGCCUUAGAAGGCCUGCUAGAGGUCUACUUCUCUUUGGUCCACCUGGUAAUGGAAAGACCAUGCUUGCCAAGGCUGUUGCUUCAGAGUCAGCGGCAACAUUUUUUAAUGUUUCUGCAUCUUCCCUUACAUCAAAGUGGGUGGGAGAGGGUGAAAAACUUGUCCGGACUCUGUUCAUGGUUGCUAUUUCCAGGCAACCAUCAGUGAUUUUCAUGGAUGAAAUUGAUAGCAUUAUGUCAACAAGGAUGACAAACGAGAACGAGGCAAGCAGGAGGUUGAAGUCAGAGUUUCUGGUACAGUUUGAUGGGGUCACUUCUAAUCCUGAUGAUCUUGUAAUUGUAAUUGGUGCAACUAAUAAACCACAAGAAUUGGAUGAUGCAGUUCUUAGGAGAUUGGUAAAGAGAAUAUAUGUACCAUUACCAGAUGAAAAUGUCAGGAGGCUUCUUCUAAAACACAAACUUAAAGGCCAAGCAUUUUCCUUACCUGGUGGAGAUCUAGAAAGACUUGUGCAGGAGACAGAAGGAUAUUCUGGAAGUGAUCUACAAGCCUUGUGUGAAGAAGCUGCGAUGAUGCCAAUUAGAGAGCUUGGUACAAAUAUUCUGACUGUCAAAGCUAAUCAGGUAAGGCCACUAAGAUAUGGAGAUUUUCAGAAGGCAAUGACUGUUAUUAGACCCAGCUUACAGAAAGGCAAGUGGCAAGAGCUUGAAGACUGGAACCAGGAAUUUGGCUCCAAUUAAACGCCUGCUACGACUUGAACUGGCUUGUAAUGUGUUUCAAAGCAAGCCUUGUUCGUUUGGCUGCUGACAGCCGAGAAAAAACCAAUCCAAUAAAUAAAUAAAAUGCAAAAAAAAAAAAAAGGAAAAAAGAAAAAAAGCAGCAGAUCCUAAUGCACCUACAUGGUGUAAAUGUCUCGCCACCGUACACCUAAGGCCUCUCCCAAGCUCAAACUUCAGUGUAGCUGUGUAAUAUAUGACUUUUAUAUAUUUGAUUUAAACUGAUGGGAAUGAAUGAAAGGCCUUUCCCCCUUUUUUUUUCCUU